Molecule: messenger RNA, 726 nt
Organism: Cyclocybe aegerita
Lineage: Eukaryota; Fungi; Basidiomycota; Agaricomycetes; Agaricales; Hemipholiotaceae
Source: the annotation of a GenBank genome assembly
AUGACUUCCGAGUGGUUAUCACCCCCGACGCGUUCAGAGCUCAUCGAAAACCUUGUCUCAGGUGUUGACCGUUACAAUCCUUCAAACGUUGGCAUCCUCGAGGACUACCUUUAUCACCAAAUCAGAAGCGAAGAGUAUGACUGUCUGGCUAAUUUGGCCAUCUUGAAGCUUUAUCAGUUCAACCCAGAGCUCUACAACCCGGACGUGGUUAUCAACAUCCUCCUCAAAGCCCUUACUUCCUCCCCUCUGCCCGAUUUCAACCUUUGCAUAUCCCUUCUCGAUGAGCGUCCUCCCAAUGCUCAAUUAGAUGAGCCCGACCCGCUCCCGCUCGUCUUGCCUGUGCUCAAGGGCUUGCACAACCUCCUCUUCCGCUGCCGCUUCCCUGCCUUCUGGCAAAUCUACAGAUCCGAUCAGAUGGAAUCUCUCCGGGAAAACUACACUGUUGAGGUGGUAGGAUUUGAGGACGCCGUGCGGACAGUCGCUGUUCGUGCCGUCAAAGCGACAUUCACAAGAAUUACCUCUGAAAGAUUGGGUUCCUACCUGGGUUUGACAGGAGCCGAGUUGGGUGCAUACAUUCAAAAAUUGGGUUGGGCGGUCGACCCUUCGACCUCAGUCAUUAUUGUGCCACCGAACCCUGACAAUCAGAUUGAGGCAACCGUAGUUCAAGAAACGAUUAAACUCCCUCAGUUGACAAAAAUAAUUGCUCAUUCGGUUGCAAAAAGUUGA